This is a messenger RNA of Aureobasidium uvarum, 1041 nucleotides long. The record is from the annotation of a GenBank genome assembly. Lineage: Eukaryota; Fungi; Ascomycota; Dothideomycetes; Dothideales; Saccotheciaceae.
GGCCGAAAGCCUGGCAUCUAUCACAGCUGGGAUGAGUGUCUGGCACAGGUCAGAGGUUACAAGGGCGCCGCUUUCAAGUCAUUCCCCCUACUCAAUGAGGCCAAAGCCUGGCUGAACGGCGCCGACACGACCAAUUCCUCAACAUCGACAGUAUCUACCAAACCCACCAAGUUCUAUGGUGUACACAAGGGCCACAAGCCGGGCGUCUAUACUUCGUGGGCAGAAGCUCAGAACACAACAACGGACUUCAAGGGCGCUGUCUACAAAUCGUUCAAGACCCGUGAAGAGGCACAAACCUUCUUCAAGAACGGUCAUCCGCCAAAGAGACCAUCCGAGGAGCCUUCGCAAGCAAGCCCACCCGCCANNAAAAAGCAGAAGACGGACACAGAAGAAACCGAGGACUUGGUCGAACACAGUGCUGGAGAAGGCCCCUUGCCCGAAGGCACCGAAGACGGCUUUGAUCCGCGCAUCAAACUGAAUCCCCUGACCGGCAAGAUCGAGUACAAAGAGCCCACUACCAAGUGGCAGGCUGUCAACCUGCAAGAAAGCAAACCAGUAAUCAUCUACACAGACGGCAGUUCGCUUGGUAAUGGAGCUCACGGAGCCGUCGCAGGAGUUGGCGUCUACUUUGCANAUCUGUCCGAGCCACUAUCCGGUACUCGUCAAACGAAUCAACGCGCCGAACUCACCGCCAUCCAACGUGCUCUUGAGAUUGCCCCACGCAAUCGCCCUGUUACCAUCUACACUGACAGCAACUACUCGAUCAAGUGCGUGACCGAGUGGUUUGUCAAAUGGCGGGCCAAUGGCUGGCUCAAUGCGUCUAAGAAGCCCGUGGAGAACAAGGAUCUGAUUGAGAAGAUUCUGACUCUAAUCGAGCAGCGAAGAAACAUGUCUCAAGAAAUCAGCAGCGUCAACAAGGUCGAGUUCGUAUGGGUCAAGGGACAUGCCACCAACGAGGGUAACAUUGCGGCCGACGAGCUUGCUGUUGCUGGUGCGCGUGAGGCUAGGGAGAUCAUCGCCAACCCUGACUUCGAAGAGUCG